CGUAGCCACUGUUAGGGGUAUUUAAGGGGCAGCCUAACACAGUCCUGAGAAGUUAUCCCAGCCUGCUGUUCACCUGGUCUUCUCUGUCACCGCUCUCGUCUGUCUCUGUUGAAGAUUCAACAUUCAACUACUUAACCUACAGUGAUGAACGGUGGGAUCUGUGUGUGCGUGCUGCUGGCAGCUCUCUCUACCAGCUGUCUCGGACGCCCCUCCUCAAACACACAGAAUGAGAGCAGAGCUGCCCCGUCCCAAGUGGACACCAUCCUGUCUGAACACAUGCGCCAAGCCCGCUCCACGCCCCUCACCGACCAGCAAAACCCGAAAGCAGAGGACGAUGUGGAUUCCCGGGCCAGCCUGACGGAACUUCUUGCGAGGUUGAUAUCGAGGAAAGGAAACACCCGCAGGAACUCCACCAUAAACAGCAGAGCGACCGGCCUUAGCGGCCUUAGUGCCAAGCACAGGAUAAAGGACAGAGAUUACCUGGGCUGGAUGGACUUCGGGCGCCGCAGUGCUGAGGAAUACGAAUACUCGUCAUAAAAGCGCAUCUGUACCCUGAAAUUCUGUACAGAGAGAUAGAGAUUCAUUUCAAUUUGUAGUCUUGGAAGUUGGUGUCUAAAAAUAUAUAUUUAUUAUGUAUUUGAUGUACAUUUGUUUGUAAACCUAACAUGAUGCAAUAUAUAGCCUACCUACGGCCUAUUUUACAGAAAAGGAGAAACUGUUCUUGUUCUGGCUUCUUUUCAUUUGGUGAUGACAUUGCAUUAAAUGAUUUAAUCACAUACACAUAUUUGUUCAUACAAAGUCCAGUCAUGUGCUCUCAGUGAGGAGCUGUCGGGUGUAUGAAAAUAAAUCCAGGGGUCAACAAUCAGAUCUUGGUGAGAAUCUUGGGUUUUCUGCCAUGGGCCUACCCUGUGGGACAUUUUAAGAAUUAAACACACACACACACGUCUCUCUCUGCCUAGUUAUUCUCUAUCAUUGUGCAGCACUUCUCAUUUAAGAGUCUCCAUAGUCUCCAUUGCAAGAUUAUGUCUGGCAACACAGUGGUGGGGAAAAUAUUUUUACUGCUGUAAAGCAGGCUCUACGGUUUGCAGUGGGGGCGGUAUUGGCUCAGGAGGUAAGCGCAGUCAUCUGGCAGUCGGAGGGUUGCCAGUUUGCCCUGGGUGUGUUGUCCCUUAGCAAGGCACCUAACCCCCAAUUGCUCCUGACAAGCUGGUUGGUGCCUUGCAUAGCAGCCAAUCGCCCUUGGUGUGUGAGUGUUUGUGUGAACGGGUGAAUGAGAGGCAUACAUUGCACAGCACUUUGGAUAAAGGCGCUAUAUAAAUGCUGACCGUUUACUGGAGAAAGUAUGUGCAUAUCACUGCCUUGUGUACAUUCUGUUUGAACCUUCGGUGCAUUAUCUAACCUCGUGAUCAGUAAAGAGCGAGAGUGUAUGCAUGUAAUUUCAUCUUCCAGACCUAAUUAUUUAAAUGUGGACUGUGAAGCUGUUCUGCUAUACAUAAACUGCUCAUAAACUUG
This is a messenger RNA of Conger conger (European conger), 1512 nucleotides long. RefSeq names its product cholecystokinin-like. Gene Ontology annotation, cellular component: axon; extracellular region. Bases 145 to 537 code for a protein of 130 amino acids. NCBI's taxonomy places the organism in Eukaryota, Metazoa, Chordata, Actinopteri, Anguilliformes, Congridae. Gene Ontology annotation, molecular function: neuropeptide hormone activity. Gene Ontology annotation, biological process: digestion. The transcript is spliced from 3 exons. The record is from RefSeq and is a predicted model, not a curated record.